UUCAAGCAAAAUAUCAGAGUUUCAGGAAACUUUGAGAGGGGCUCAAUUUCCAUACUGAAUUUUCAAGAAAAAUAUCAGAGUUUCAGGCAAUUUGGAGAGGAUAUCUUGUGUAAUGGCAGAAGAAAAUGAGGAGGAGUCACUGGAGUUUACAUCAACAUGGCUGCUUGCAACUGUGUGUUUGAUGUUGGUGAUCAUAUCAGUGUUACUUGCCUCAGGAAUUCAUAGACUUGGAAAGUAUUUGGAAAGGAAGAAAUCAAAACCAUUGCAUGUAUCUUUAGAGAAGAUGAAACAAGAGUUGAUGCUUAUAGGAUUUAUUUCUCUAUUCAUCACUGCUUUUCAAGGACCCAUCACUCAUAUUUGUAUUCCCAGACAUAGUACGAAAAUAUUAUUACCAUGUAAAAAGAACGUGGAAGAGGAUUUUUCUAUAGAGAGACUUGCUCCAAAAGUUGGACACUGUGAGAGAAAGGGAAUGGAACCUUUCUUAUCCAUAGAAGGCAUGCAUCAACUGGAUAUUUUUGUUUUCGUGUUGGCCAUAACCCACAUAAUACUUUCUAUUUCAACAAUGUUUUUAGGAAGUAUAAAGAUCCAUUUUUGGAAGCAUUGGGAAGACGAAUUCAAGAAUCCUCCCAAAACCCCACAAAAGUUUGAGAAAAAAAAAUAUAUUCAUGUUAUUCAUCAUUCUUUUAUCAAGAUGCAUUCUCCAUACACAAUGUCUCCCAUCAGGGGUUGGUUGGUAUGUAUGCUCCUCUACAUUCAUUAUUAUAAUGAUUUGCAGAGACUGCACCACGAUGAUCAACUAAGAUACUUUGCACAGGUGACGUUAAACAUGAAUGGUCAGGGAGAGUUACAGAGACACAGACCAUGUAAGAAAAUUGCAUUCCUUUCCCGUUAA
Cryptomeria japonica (Japanese cedar) is the source of this 892-nucleotide messenger RNA. Its product is annotated as MLO-like protein 13. Gene Ontology annotation, biological process: defense response. The transcript is spliced from 8 exons. Gene Ontology annotation, cellular component: membrane. The record is from RefSeq and is a predicted model, not a curated record. Lineage: Eukaryota; Viridiplantae; Streptophyta; Pinopsida; Cupressales; Cupressaceae. Bases 113 to 892 code for a protein of 259 amino acids.